AUGUCAGAAUUUCGCAACUCCUUGAUCCUCAUGGCCUACAUCAUCAUCUUCCUCACUGGUCUCCCUGCCAACCUCCUGGCACUGCGGGCCUUCGUGGGGCGGGUCCGUCAGCCCCACCCUGCCCCCGUCCACAUCCUCCUGCUCAGCCUGACGCUGGCGGACCUGCUGCUGCUGCUGCUGCUCCCGUUCAAGAUCGUGGAGGCUGCUCAGGGCCUCCGCUGGCAUCUGCCCGUGGUGCUCUGCGCCCUCACGGGCUUCGGCUUCUACAGCAGCAUCUACUGUAGCACAUGGCUCCUGGCAGGCAUCAGCAUCGAGCGCUACCUGGGAGUGGCUUUCCCCGUGCAGUACAAGCUCUCCCGCCGGCCCGUCUACGGCGUGAUUGCCGCUCUGGUCGCCUGGAUCAUGUCCUUUGGCCAUUGCACUGUUGUGAUCGCGGUGCAGUACUUGAACUCGACCCAGCAAGCCACGAACGAGAGCAUGUUUGUCUGCUAUGAGAAUUUCACCAAACAGCAGCAGGAUGUGGUGCUUCCUGUGCGGCUGGAGCUCUGCCUUGUCCUCUUCUUCAUCCCCAUGGUGGUGACCAUCUUCUGCUACUGGCGCUUUGUGUGGAUCAUGCUCACCCAGCCCAAUGUGGGGACCCAGAGGCGGCGCCGAGCCGUGGGGCUGGCUGUCGUGACGCUCCUCAACUUCCUGGUGUCCUUCGGACCUUACAACAUCUCUCACCUGGUGGGGUUUCACACUGGACAAAGCCCCGCAUGGCGAAUGGAAGCAGUGCUAUUCAGUUCGCUCAACGCCUCUCUAGACCCCUUGCUUUUCUACUUCUCUUCCUCGGCGGUGCGCAGGACCUUCGGCAAAGGGCUGCAGGUGCUGCGGGAUCAAGGCUCGUCCUUGCUGGGAUGCAGGUGCAGACACACGGAAGAGGUGACCAGUGGGGACAGAAGCGUGAACAAAGCAGAGGGAGUGCCCAGUUCUGACUUCACCACAGACUAG
Molecule: messenger RNA, 990 nt
Organism: Trichechus manatus latirostris (Florida manatee)
Lineage: Eukaryota; Metazoa; Chordata; Mammalia; Sirenia; Trichechidae
Product: free fatty acid receptor 2
Exons: 1
Coding region: 1-990 (329 amino acids)
Biological process (GO): G protein-coupled receptor signaling pathway; cellular response to fatty acid
Cellular component (GO): plasma membrane
Molecular function (GO): G protein-coupled receptor activity
Source: RefSeq, a predicted model, not a curated record